CGUCUGGCUGGGAGCGAGUUUUUAUUUAGAGCAAAUUGUACCCCACACCCAGAAAGUAGAAAGUUUGUUCUAGAAACCACGCGAUGUUUAACGACUAAUACUCAACUUACAGUAAACAAUCACACUAAAAAAUGAAUUAAAUGAGAAACUCAGCGAGUAUCUUCCUUCGCUAUACUACGCUUCCUCGAUUUUCGUACUUUACAUUCACCCUAGGAAAAAAUACCUGGCCGUGUCAAUCCUUCAUCUACCCAGUAGGGAUUGUUGGUUCGUUACGCUAGAAGGCUUAUUUAGUAGAUCAAAAUAUUCGCCCUGUUCAAUUGCGGAGGAGUAUUAUCAUAUCGGUCGAACAGGAUUGGACUAGCGGAAUCAAAACAACAAAAGCAUUUCGAGUUAUCAUUAACUUCCUUUUUGACUACGCUGUACACACUUUCGUAAUUCAAUACAAUUUGAUGUGACCUGAAGAUAAUCAGACGAUACUAGACGUCAGUGCUCGCGCGUUGAAGACUGAAGUUAGAAAAAUGGCUACUAGCAUAGAGGCAGAUUCGCCCAAAGAUGGCUUGGAAACUGAAGAACCUAACAACAAGAUGAGAAAAGCAUUCCAGAGAGCGGACAGCGAUCUAAAAGGAAGAAUCCCUUGCGUUCAAUUCUCAACCGCCGCUCAAGCCGCUGGGCUAGAUCCAACAGAGGACGAACUAGACGAGCUGUUCCAGCACUUUGAUAAGACAGAUGAGAGUGGAAUCAACUUCGAUGAAUUCGUUGAUAUGAUGUCCUACCUUGAAGAAGGGAGCGAAAAGGACUAUGAAGAAACCUUGCGAAAGGCUUUCAAGAAAUUCGACCGUGACGGAAGUGGCUACAUCUCCCCUGAGGAGUUGCGUUACGUGGUGUGUAACACAGGCGAGAAAUUCUCGCAGAGCGAAGCAGAAGAACUGAUAGACAUGUUCGACGUCAACAAGGAUGGCCAGCUAAGCUGGGAAGAGUUCGUAACAUUCAUCAAGACAAGCAUGUUAGAACUAGAAGAUAACGGACAAGACGAUAGCCAAGACGACACAAAGCAUGAAGACGCGGAGGAAAGUAACGCAGUUCUCGAGAACCACAAGUAACGUAAUUUUCAUUUAAGUAACGUCAAUACUAGGUUUUAUCAAGAGAGCAUAAAUAAGGGAGGGAAAUUUCUUAAUAACGCGCGCGCAAUGGAAAUUCCCGGUUGGGCUAUUUUUAGUUACCGGGUGUGUUAUCAACUUGCGCGCAUGCGCUCUUUCCGUUUAUCGUUUUGAUCACUAAAAGCGAAACGGAAAGAGUGCGCGUGCGCAAGUUGAUGACGCACGGGAGUAGGGUAAGGCGAAAUUUAAACUGCAUCCGGUUACUAAAAAUAGCCCAACCGGGAAUUUCCAUUGCGCGCGCGUUAUUAAGAAAUUUCCCUCUCUUAUUUAUGUUCUCUUGGUUUUAUGUUGUUUAGAUAAUAUUAUACUUGCGUGACAGCACAAAAAUACAAGGUCACGUGAUUUAUCAUCAUGCAAUGUCUAAUUCAGACUUGGCUAGCACCACAUAACUACCGAUCCUUGAGCUACUGUAUGAAGGGAUAUUGUCAUACGUGAUUACCACGAAAAUAUUCAUUCUGACUCAGAUUAUUAUUACAACUCCUGUUCUGUACACCAUUAUUUUUUAAAAUGUUAGAUAGUUAUUAAAUAACAUUUGCCCUGCGAGAGGCAGAAAUAUCUCCAACAACGAAAAAAGACUAAAAAAGCAAAAAAUAAAAAGCAAAAAAUAAUUAUUCAACUGUAAUCGAUAAAUUUAUCUUCUUAUUUAAUGAUAAGCAUAUUCAUUUCAAAAAAAAUUGCAUAUUGUAAAUAGUAGAGAUAAAUGUUCUAAAAAUUGGAAAAACUUUUGUUCUAUAUGUGAGAAGUCUGAGAAGUAUUGUCAAUAAAUUUCAAUGUUAAUCAAA
Actinia tenebrosa (Australian red waratah sea anemone) is the source of this 1939-nucleotide messenger RNA. Its product is annotated as neo-calmodulin. Gene Ontology annotation, cellular component: myosin II complex. NCBI's taxonomy places the organism in Eukaryota, Metazoa, Cnidaria, Anthozoa, Actiniaria, Actiniidae. The record is from RefSeq and is a predicted model, not a curated record. Gene Ontology annotation, molecular function: calcium ion binding.